AUGGCCCUCGAUGUCACGCAGAGACCUUUCCCAGAGCUCGCGGGGUGGAAGCAGCGUCGGGCAGGACCAGACGUACGGGUCCCCAGCCUUUGGUCCCUCUCCCGAGGGGGUGGCUGUGGGGGCGCGGCGCGGGCGGAGCGGAGCGGAGAGUCCGGGGGAGGCGGCGAGGCUGCGCCCUCGGCUCCCUACCGAUCCCCGCGGGCCGAGCGGCCCCAGGCCCGGCCGGAGAGCUCCGAGUCUCCAGGCAGCGGAGCGAGCGAGGAGGAGGACCCGGAGUCUCGCCGCGGGAGGCAGCACCGGCUUGACGCCAAGCCCGGCCGCCUCGGAAAGUGGAGCCCGCCGCCGCCGCGCAAGCUUCCUGGCUCGCCCCAGGCUCUUAGCUCGUCCCCUUCCUCCUGGAGCCGGCCCAGUCCCCACUGCCCUGUGCCUCGCCUGCCUGGGAUGAGGAGUGGGAGGUCCGCAUGUCCCACAGACCGGGUAUCCGGCCUGGAUUCCCACCCUCAGGGCCGCGGUGCGCGGAGGGCGCAGUCCCCGCCGCUGGGCGGACCGGCGGCUCCGGCUUUCCCGGUGGUGUCUCCAGCCUCUGUGCUUGGAAUCCCGGAUCGUGGCCUGGCACUUGGGAGGAGAGGCAGCUCCGUGCCUCGGCAGGGACGAACGCUUGGCUUGAGCGAUCACAAUUCUGGGGGUGGAGAGAAUGUCAAUCACAUACCCAGAAUAUCACCUCUGUGGGCACAGCCAGGGUAUCGUCAGUUGGAAAUGUCUCUGGUUGCCUGCAGCAGUGACUGUUUACCAUAA
This is a messenger RNA of Propithecus coquereli (Coquerel's sifaka), 795 nucleotides long. RefSeq names its product pollen-specific leucine-rich repeat extensin-like protein 1. NCBI's taxonomy places the organism in Eukaryota, Metazoa, Chordata, Mammalia, Primates, Indriidae. The record is from RefSeq and is a predicted model, not a curated record.